CAUAUGUCAAGCUCGCAAUAUCACUGCAAUUGCUACGUGAAUUUCCACGUCCCACGCUCCGCACGCACAAGCACUUCUUUGUUCCCUAUCACUCUCUGUUUCUAAUCUUAUUAUAUAUAGAAGAUGUUCAACCAACAGCCCCAUACAUCCCAUCUCCACAAAUAAUACUUCACAUACAUCCUCCUCAUAAUCUCAGGAAGGGAAAAACUGCUUCGAUACAACUAGAACCAAGAGAGAAAAACAAGAAAAUGGAGAGACUUGCCAAAUGCCAAGCAAACUCUACGCCACUUACCCCCUUGACUAUGAUCAAGAGAGCUGCUGCCGCCUACCCCGAUCGCAUCUCCCUGAUUUACGAGGGAACCCACUUCACUUGGAGCCAAACCUACGAGCGUUGCUGCCGCCUUGCAUCCUCUCUCUGCUCUCUCAAUGUCUUCAAGAAUGAUGUCGUGUCAGUACUGGCUCCAAACAUCCCAGCAACGUACGAGAUGCACUUUGCAGUGCCCAUGGCAGGAGCAGUCCUCAAUACCAUCAACACCAGGCUGGAUGCCAAGAACGUGGCCACCAUUCUUCGCCACUCUGAAGCCAAGGUCUUCUUCGUGGAUUGUCAGAGCGUGCCCCUGGCUCGUGAUGCCCUCAGGUUACUGGUGGCCGCGGGUGAUCAUGACCCCUCGCAGCACCCUAACUCCAACAUCCCCCUCCUCGUCGUCAUUGAUGACAUAGAUUCCCCCACGGGGAUCCAUCUUGGGGAGCUGGAGUAUGAGCACCUGGUGCAACAGGGCGACCCCAAUUACAUGCCUGUGGAGGUCGUUGAUGAGUGGGAUCCAAUCGCCUUGAACUACACCUCAGGGACCACUUCAGAGCCCAAAGGAGUGGUCUACAGCCACAGAGGAGCCUACCUCAGCACCCUGAGCUUGAUCCUCGGAUGGGAGAUGGGGAGCGAGCCCGUGUACUUGUGGACGCUCCCCAUGUUCCAUUGUAAUGGCUGGACCUUCACCUGGGGGGUGGCUGCCCGGGGUGGCACCAACGUAUGCCUUCGCAGCCCCACUGCCCUACAGAUAUACCGGAGCAUCACACUCCACAGGGUCACCCACAUGUGCUGCGCCCCAAUCAUCUUCAACGUGCUCCUGGAAGCCAAGCCCGAGGAGCGCAUUCCCUUGGCCUCCUCUGUCCACCUCCUCACUGGAGGGGCUCCCCCACCUGCGUCACUCCUACAAAAGGUGGAGGCACUUGGAUUCCACGUCACUCAUGCAUAUGGCCUCACUGAGGCCACCGGUCCAGCCCUCCUGUGUGAAUGGCAGUCCAAGUGGGAUGAGCUACCCCAGGAUGACCAAGCGAGGCUCAAGGCCCGCCAAGGCAUCAGCGUACUCACUGUGGCUGACGUGGAUGUGAAGGAUAUAGCCACCAUGAGGAGCGUGGCCCAUGAUGGCAGGACCAUGGGAGAGAUCGUCUUGCAUGGAAGUGGUAUCAUGAAGGGCUACUUUAAGGAUGAGCGAGCAACCUCAAAAGCAUUCGAGAGUGGGUGGUUCCACACAGGGGACGUCGGGGUCAUACACCCGGAUGGCUACCUGGAGAUCAAGGACAGGUCCAAGGAUGUCAUCAUAUCGGGAGGGGAGAACAUCAGUAGCGUGGAAGUGGAGGACGUGCUGUUCAAGCACCCAAGAGUCCUGGAAGCAGCUGUGGUGGCAAUGCCUCACCCACGCUGGGGGGAGAGCCCCUGCGCUUUCAUCGCUCUUAAACCUAACUCGGGCAGCUGUGCAGUAACUGAAGAUGAGAUCAUCUCCUUCUGCCGGCAGAAUCUUCCCCACUUCAUGGUCCCUAGGAAGGUAGAGUUCCUCCCCGAACUGCCCAAGACUUCCACCGGCAAAAUCCAGAAGUUUCAGUUAAGGUCUUUGGCCCAGAAGUUCGUGGUCUCCGAGAAUGUCUAUUCCCCAAACAAGAAGCCAACUCUACCUCAUACAGAGUCCCGAUCACGAUACCAUCCUCGGCCUCGGAACCAUGAGCAGAUACUUGAGUUAUCUCGCCUUUGAAUUUUCUAUUUGAAAGAUUCCUGCUAAUUCAACAGAAAUUUCAGUUCAGGUAGAAAGGAAAAGGCAUUUCGCACUAAGGAGAGCAAUGGAGAGUACUCUACCUCUCAUCAGUUUUAUUUCUCAAUACAUAAUCUGGUUCUCUGUGCUUGAAGUAGAAAUCUGCUCCCGUGAACUGUUCUCAUUAUCAUUUCUUUUAUAUAUAAAACUAGAGGGUAUCCGCGCUA
This is a messenger RNA of Punica granatum (pomegranate), 2251 nucleotides long. The record is from RefSeq and is a predicted model, not a curated record. NCBI's taxonomy places the organism in Eukaryota, Viridiplantae, Streptophyta, Magnoliopsida, Myrtales, Lythraceae.